This is a messenger RNA of Xiphias gladius (swordfish), 3289 nucleotides long. It is a transcript of the gene avl9, whose product is annotated as AVL9 homolog (S. cerevisiase). Gene Ontology annotation, cellular component: cytoplasm. NCBI's taxonomy places the organism in Eukaryota, Metazoa, Chordata, Actinopteri, Istiophoriformes, Xiphiidae. The record is from RefSeq and is a predicted model, not a curated record.
UUGGGCUCCGCUCUGUUUACCGAUUCCGGAGUUUAAAAAAAAAAAAAAAAUCUUCCGUGUGUGUUUACCGUUUCUACAGCUGACGCCCCCCCCCCCCUCCGCUCCCCCGGGAGUCCAGAACCUCAAAGCGACAUCAAGGGGGGCCGGCGGGCAUGGAGUCUCACGGCAGGGAGGACGGUAAAGGGCCGGUGCUGCACAUCGUGGUGGUCGGAUUUCACCAUAAAAAGGGCUGUCAGGUGGAGUUCUCCUACCCCCCGCUGAUGCCGGACGAGGGCCACGACAGUAGCCUGCUGCCCGAGGAGUGGAAGUACCUCCCUUUCCUGGCUCUGCCGGACGGGGCGCACAACUACCAGGAAGACACGGUGUAUUUCCACCUGCCGCCGCUCAGCGGGGACGUGAGUGUGUAUGGAGUCUCCUGCUAUCGCCAAAUAGAAGCCAAGGCCCUAAAGGUCCGGCAGGCUGACGUCACCAGGGAGACGGUCCAGAAGAGUGUCUGCGUCCUCAGCCGAGUGCCUCUCUACGGUCUGCUUCAAGCAAAGCUACAGCUCAUCACGCACGCCUACUUCGAGGAGAAAGACUUCUCGCAGAUCUCUAUUCUACAGGAACUCUACGACCACAUGAACGGCUCUCUGAAGGGUUCGGCCCUGGAGGGGUCACAGGUCUAUUUAGGGUUAUCACCAAGAGACUUAAUACUGCACUUUCGACACAAGGUUCUCAUCCUGUUCAAGCUUAUUCUGCUGGAGAAGAAGGUCCUGUUCUAUGUGUCUCCUGUAAACAGACUAGUGGGAGCUCUCAUGACGGUUUUAUCACUGUUUCCAGGUAUGAUCGAGCACGGCCUGGUGGACUCGUCCCACUACAGACCCAAGAGCAGCGUGUCAGAGGACCUGAGCCUGGUGGAGAGCAUCUCGGGAGCGGAGGAGUUCGUCUCCGUGUCCGUCACCGACAUCGCCAGCACCACCCUGCUGGAGCUGGAGGGGGAGGAGACCGCCCCGCCUGCUGCAGAGUCUGCGUCCUCUGGGAACAGCACUGACGGGGACAGCCACCUCCUCAAACCCCCGUCUCGUACCUCUCCGGAGUCCUCGGAGAGCGACUGGGAGACUCUGGACCCCAGCGUGUUAGAAGAAGGUGGUCCUAAAGAGGCGACUGAGGGGCAGGAGACGGGGUCGGAGCUGCCAGGCGCCUUCGACUCCAAACCAGGGACGCCCAUCACCGUGCAGCCGCAGGCGGUCACCGGCCAGGGAGGGGUCACCCAGGGCCUGGUGUCCGGUCUGGAGGAGGAUCAGUACGGCCUGCCCCUCGCCAUCUUCACUAAGGGUUACCUGUGCCUGCCCUACAUGGCCCUGCAGCAGCAUCACCUCCUGUCAGACGUGACGGUGCGAGGCUUCGUUGCCGGGGCGACCAACAUCCUGUUCCGCCAGCAGAGGCACCUAAGUGACGCUAUUGUUGAGGUGGAAGAAGCUCGUGUCCAGAUCCAGGACCCCGAGCUCCGGAAGAUCCUGAGCUUGACGACGGCAGACCUGCGUUUCGCCGACUACCUCGUCAAACACGUGACGGAGAACCGCGACGACGUCUUCCUGGACGGGACGGGCUGGGAGGGCGGAGACGAGUGGAUCCGAGCCCAGUUCACCCUCUACCUCCACUCGUUACUGUCCUCUGCGUUACAGCAGGAUAAUGAGAGGCUGCUGGCUGAUUACGGCGCUCCUUUCGUCUCAGCGUGGAAGAUCACCCACAACCACCGGGUGUGGUGCAGCAACAAGCACCCCGCCAUGACCGCCAUCACCCCAGGGCACCCGUUCCAGGGCCAGUACAGCGUUGCCGAUGUGAAACUGCGGCUCUCUCACUCGGUGCAGAACAGCGAGCGGGGGAAGAAGAUCGGAAACGCCAUGAUCACCACCAGUCGCAGUGUGGUCCAGACGGGGAAAGCAGUGGGUCAGUCCGUGGGCGGAGCGUUGACCAGCGCCAAGUCGGCCAUGUCCUCCUGGUUCUCCACCCUGGCCCAGCCUGUAGCUGUAACCCCCCCGGCCUGUCCGGAGCCUGCCACUGAGGUCAAACCGUGAUCACCGGUGCCCCCCCGAAAACCCCCCAUCCCAAUGACUCUGUCCCCCCUUUGUCCUCUGAUCCUCGGGCUGCUGUGAAGCCCGAGGCUCAGCGGUCUGAGAGCUGGUUUUUAUGAAGGAUGUAAGCAGGAGAAUCUAAGUCCGAACCGUAAAACCUGACACUCCACGCCCCUGAUUGGAGAUUCUGGGCUUUUUCCAGCAUCGAUGCCACCUCUGGACGGAAAGGGCAGCACUGCCGUUAUUCCAACUGUACAGUCCAUAUCCACUGUGAGGCAGAGACUGCCAGCACUUUUGAUCAAAACCAGAAAUUUCAGCAGGCCGCAUCUUGUCUGGCCGCCUGUUUUUUCUCACAGCUGCAGUUUGUGUCGCCCAACGCUUUCCUUUGAAACGCAAAGGAUGCCGUCUUUGGGUUUGCGGCGUUCACUCUUUGCUGCGUAUUUCCAGGGUUUGUCUGUAUAGCUGACUAUUUUGCUGACAAAGUAAAACAACAUAAACCUGUGUCACAGGAUUUGACAGAAGAGCACGAGCUGUGGCACCACUGAAGAUUUUAACGGUUUAGAUUUUAAACUCGGUCUGGCUCAUGUUUGCUGAUGCCUCUGUAAUGACCCCGUGGUCGUCUCUGUAACAGCUUGAAUUCCCGUCUGAGGGAUAGUUGCGUAAAAAUACACGCUGGGCAACUCAAGUAAGGCUGCAACUAAAAGUUAUUUUCAUUACCGAAUAUUUUCUUGAAUUUUUAUCUUUUUAAUAUUUACGAUUUGUUUAGUCUAAAAACAUUGUCAGAAAAAAAAACCCUAAAAUGUCCGUCAGUUGCUCAGUCCGAGAUGACAAUAAAAGUCUAUAAAAAAGUAAAGUCCAGGGCUAAAAUGAUGAGUCAAAUAAAUGAUUAGUCAAUAGAAAGAACCUUAUUUAUCAACUAGUUUCAUCUAACGUUUCAGUCGUUUAUCAAGAAAAACGCCAAACUUUCUAUAAAAUCUCUUAAAUGUGAGCAUGGCUAGUUUUAUCGAUUUUUGUAUGGUCAUAAACGUAAUAUUUUUUGGGUUUUGGACUGUGGAUCGGACAAAACAAGUAAUGUAAAGAUGUCUUUGGACCCACGAAACUGAUAAAAUUGAGUAAAAGGUUAUCAGACAAGUCAAAAAUAUAACAAAAAUACAUCAAUAAUAACAUUGUUGGCUAAAUAUUAACAUGGAGGGUAAACAUAAGGUGUAAGAUUUUCUCUAACUUCCAAUCAGUUU